GAUCAGCUGCAUGUUUGCUCGGACUGGCACACCCUGAAGGCCACUGACCCCGCGGCCCCCUUAAGCUCUGUGCCUCGGGCCACAGCGUCACUUCUCGCUCGGCGCUGACAGCAGACGUAAGGAUGACUGUCCUGGCUGUCUUGCCAUUCGUGCUCCUGUGUGGCGCACUCGCCCACGAUGACAUCUGCAGUGCCAAACCCAAGGACCUGCCGCUCCAGCCCAUGUGCAUCUACCGCAACCCGGAGAAGAAGAUGGUGGACGACGACCCGGAGAAGAUCCCGGGGGCCACCAACCGACGCGUGUGGGAGCUGUCCAAGGCCAAUAGUCGCUUCGCCUUGAGCUUCUACAGGACGCUGGCAGAGGGCAAGUCGGGCACGGGAAACAUCUUCAUGUCGCCCCUCAGCAUCUCGACUGCCUUCGCCAUGACCAAGCUGGGGGCCUGUGAGGACACCCUGGAGCAAAUCAUGCAGGUGUUCCAGUUUGACUCCAUCAAGGAGAAGACGUCGGACCAGAUCCACUUCUUCUUUGCCAAGCUGAACUGCCGGCUCUACCGCAAGGCCAACAAGUCGUCCGAGUUGAUCUCUGCCAACCGGCUCUUUGGCGACAAGUCGCUGACCUUCAACGAGACGUACCAGAACAUCAGCGAGGCAAUGUACGACGCCAAGCUGCUGCCCCUCAACUUCAAGCAAAACUUUGAAGCAGCAAGAAUCACCAUAAAUGAGUGGGUGGCCAACAAGACGGAGAAGCGCAUCCAAGACGUACUGCCCGUGGGCGCCCUGGACAGCAACACCAUUCUGGUCCUGGUCAACACCAUCUACUUUAAGGGCCAAUGGAAGUCAAAGUUUGACAAGUCGCACGUCUACAGCAGCGAGUUCUUCAGGACCCCCGAGGACGCCUGCACAGUGUCCAUGAUGUACCAGGAGACCAAGUUCCGCUAUGGCAAGUUCCCUGCCGAUGGCAUCAAGGUGCUGGAGCUGCCCUACAAGGGGGAUGACAUCAGCAUGGUCCUCAUUCUGCCCUCCGAGGGGCACAACCUGAGUGCCGUAGAGCACGACCUCACUCUGGAAAAGAUCCUUCAUUGGCUGGGUGGCAUGAAGGUGGACAAAACGGUCACCGUGCAGAUCCCGCGCUUCCGCAUCGAGGACAGCUUCAGCCUGAAGGCCAAGCUGCAGAAAAUGGGCCUGACCGACCUGUUUGACCCCAUGAGAGCCAGGCUGCCAGGGAUUGUCGAGGGCCUGCAGGAUGAGAUCUUCAUUUCAGACGCCUACCACAAGGCCUUCUUGGAGGUGAAUGAAGAGGGCAGCGAAGCGGCGGCCUCCACUGCCAUCGUGGCCACCGGGCGCUCCAUCAACUGGAACCGCGAGGUGUUCACUGCCAACAGGCCUUUCCUGCUGCUCAUCCGGGAGGUCUCCCUCAACACCAUCAUUUUCAUGGGCCGGGUGGCAGACCCCUGUCCAUGACGCUGGCAUGCCGGUGCCCCCAGCAGCAUUCCUUGUGCGGAUUAAAGUUCUCUUUUGUAA
Polypterus senegalus (gray bichir) is the source of this 1520-nucleotide messenger RNA. RefSeq names its product serpin peptidase inhibitor, clade C (antithrombin), member 1 (gene serpinc1). The coding region runs from base 123 to 1460 and encodes 445 amino acids. The transcript is spliced from 7 exons. Gene Ontology annotation, molecular function: serine-type endopeptidase inhibitor activity. Lineage: Eukaryota; Metazoa; Chordata; Cladistia; Polypteriformes; Polypteridae. The record is from RefSeq and is a predicted model, not a curated record.